This is a messenger RNA of Penicillium longicatenatum, 915 nucleotides long. RefSeq lists its product as uncharacterized. NCBI's taxonomy places the organism in Eukaryota, Fungi, Ascomycota, Eurotiomycetes, Eurotiales, Aspergillaceae. The record is from RefSeq and is a predicted model, not a curated record. The transcript has a single exon. Bases 1 to 915 code for a protein of 304 amino acids.
AUGGAAGGGUCGCCACGACUGGAGGCCAUGCGCCCUCCUCAGUCCGACUGCGAACCCAAUAAACUCAACUCUGAUGUAUCUUCGGAACGGGUGGGAAAGGAAGACGUCAUGGUCACUUUGUCUGUCUCUCCCGAACCGCCGGCACCAUCCCGGACCCGAUCCCCUUUACCCCGAUCGCAUCUCCGCUCGCGAUCACUGGUGGGAAUCCCCGGCAUGCCAUCCAUGACGCGCGCAUACUCUUCCCCAGGGCUGGACUCUCGGGGAAGAUAUAUCUUUGUCAACAGCCGCGGGAUGCCUGCCUCACCAGCCGAUGCAAAGCGAGUGCCCUUGCAGAUGCGCAUGGACGAUCACAUCGAGACCCGUCUGGGGUCGCUUAACAUUUCCGAGACGAUCUCUGAGAACGCCGAACUGGAGACGGCGCCCAAGUCGCCCUCCUCGCAGUCAGGCACGUCUCCCGUCUUGAUGCCGCAGGCAUUCCCCCGCAUCGGUCGCAUGCGCUCAACUUCCCCCCUUCAUUUGCAACCCCCGAUUAGCAGCCCGCCCUCCAUGCAUACCUCCCCCACUCUGAACGGAAAAUACAACGAAUCAUAUCCCGGCGUCUCCGCUUCCUCCUCUUCGUCCGUUCCGUCAACCCCGACCAGUCUUCGAUCCCGCAGUCCUAGCAUUUCCUCUCUGGAAACCAUUCCCGACAUUCCUGACGCGGAGGCGGAGGCCAUUGAAGAUGAUCGGAUCGCUGAGUUAAAGGCCGCGGCCGAUGCAGCUGAUGCAGCAAGCAACAACAAUCGACGACGCGGUACAUCCGACACAUCUAGUUCCAACUCUCUCAAUGCCAUGCGCGGUGGUCGCAAGCGAUGGAGUGUCUGUGGCGCAGAGCGCCGUCAGGAUCUCGACCUGGAGACUAUCUGGGAGGACUAA